GUUGACGGUUGCACUUCUCUGUCGUCUCACACAUCAACAACCACCAUGAUGGGCUCGCAUCCACACCCAGAGUAUCAUCAAGAGGAGGAGACGCUCGACACAGUGGCGCAGGGUGCUGCUCAGGGCGAGGAGACAAGAGACAACGAUGAUGGUGCUGGCGAGGAAGCUGUUGAUGAUGUAACCCAUGAAGAAGAUGACGAAGACGAUGAAGAUAAGGAUGACGAAGAUGAGGACGUCGAUGAUGAUGAUGAUGAGGAUGAUUAUGAUGAAGAUGAUGAUGAAGAUAACGAUGAUGCUGAAGAUGAUAAGGAUGAGGACGAUGACAGCAGCAGGUCUGGUGAGCAUGCGUUUGCAGAUGACAAGGAGCUGGACAUCGACGCGCUGUUGGCAGAGCAGGACGAAGCAGACGCAGAAUGGGAGCAGUACCUGAGCUCCAGACAGCCAGCCAAUGCCGGCACCAUAACCUUCAAAAUGAUUGUGGACAGGAACCUGCCCAAGCAGACCGCAGCACAGCACCCAAGGCCGUUGGACGAGACGGCAGAGGAGCUGCUUGGUCUCACGCGCAUUCGCCUUGACAACGAAGGCAUCGCCAAGAUUGACAACCUGGAAUGCCUUGGCCCAAACGUCACCAGCCUGUAUCUGCACAACAACCACAUCACGCGUCUGGAGAACCUCGAUUGCUUGCUCUCCCUCAAAUCCCUGGUCGUUUCUCACAACUCCAUCGACACAUGGACAGACAUCAGCCACUUGCGCAACUUGAAACUGCUGGACCUGCGGUUCAACGACCUGCGCACGCUUCCGCCUCAGCCUGACUUGCUGCCCUCAAGCCUUUCCAUCCUCCAACUUGAAGGCAACCCAUGCUCCCUCAAUCCACAGUAUAGGGCGAGCGUGGCGCGCAUGUAUCCGCACUUGAAGCUCCUGGACGAGGAGCCCUUGGCAACCGCACCAUCCUCCUCCUCAACAACAACGGCACCAGUGACACCGUCUGCGUCGUCACCAUCUGAUGAGACAGCACAGGCGGCAGAAGACACCAUGACCCCUGGUGAUGCUACUCAUGUAACUGCCACCGAUACAACAACCUCAGCACCAGCACCAGCACCAGCACCAGCGCCUGCUGUGUCAUCAUCGUCGCCCUCGUCGUCCUCAUCAACAGCAGCGGGAAAGGUGCCGACCAAGCCAUCCCUGCCAAAGCAGGGCUCGCACGCAUACGCACAGCGCCGCUUGAAGCGGCUAGCGUCGCUUGUUGAGGAGAAGAAGAAAGAUCUCACAAAGACGACAGCCACGGCGCGGAACCAGGCUAGGCGUGCACGCAAGCCGAGCGGAAACAGCGCACACGGCGACAAUGCAAGACAAGCAUCAGCUGGCCGCGCCCGUGCUGGUGGUCGUGGUGGUUCUGCCAACAAUGAUGAUGACGAUGAUGAUGAUGAUGAUGAUGACAUUGAUGUUGACGGUGUGACGCUCGACUCCGUUGUGCGUGCUGCUCUUGAUUCUACGGCGACAGCAACGCAGCAAAUCUACGACGCGGCGCUGAAACCGCUGCACGAAAUGCGACAAGAGAUUGCGUCGCGCUCGCGUGCACGACAGCAGCAGCUGUGGCAAGACUUUGAGGAGCGAGUUGGGGAGAUUGAAGGGCUGCGGCAGGAACAGGUGGCGCUGACGAAGGCCGUCUCGUCCGACACAACCCGCCCGGCAACCGCUGGUGGCGACUUGAACCCAUCGCAGACACACGCGUUUCUGCAGCAGGGCACAGCCGCACGCAAUGCACUCGCUGCGCGCGCACACGCGGCUGAAGGCGGACACAGCCCAUCAACCCCAACAAACACUGGUGAUGGUGAUGGUGGCGAUGGUGGCGAUGGUGGUGAUGGUGAUGCGGCGGCUGCCAUUCGUGGGAUUGUGGCGACGACGACGCAACAGGCGCGGGCGCGGGUGGCGAAGGAGGGCGGUGGCGGUGGCGGUGGGAAGAACAAGUACGCGCUCGGUGCACGCAGACGUCGGGGAAAUGACGAUGGCGGUGGUGCUGGCAGUGGUGGGAAGGAACAGGUGGCGGUGGGGCACGGAGAGGAAGCAGCCGGUGCUGUUGGCGACAGCGUGUUGGAAGACACGCAAGCAGGCGCAACCACACACAAGGAACGUGAGAGCACGAAGAUGGAACCACACCAGCCACCGCACCAACAACAACAACAGCAGCAGCAGCAGCAGCAGCAGCAGCAGCAACAACAACAACAACAACAACAACAACAAUCUGGGGACGGUGCCGUUGCGAUGCGUGCGUCCCAUGCACGUGUGCAACUCACGAAGAAGCCCGUGCUACCGGACAUUCCGUCCUCCGCGCCAUCCUCAGACCAAACGCAGCAGCAGCAGCAGCAGCAGCAGGAAGGAGGACAGCACACGCGUGCACAGUCAUCGGCGAUUGGCGACCGCGCACGUGCGUCCAGCGCAACUCUCUCGCGGCCCACAACAUCCUCCUCAAUCGCAUCAUCAGCAGCGUCAUCAUCGGCAGCGUCGACGACGGUGCGUGUGCGGAGUGCGGGAUCCGCUGGUGCUGGUGGCGGAGGAAAGCGGCGACCACGGCGAAUGGGGACGGGGCCGCGCAAGGUGACGUCGAUUCGCCUCCAGCCGCUCAGCAAGGACCAGCACAACGGUGCACCCGAUGCAGCGCAGUAG
Molecule: messenger RNA, 2664 nt
Organism: Salpingoeca rosetta
Lineage: Eukaryota; Choanoflagellata; Craspedida; Salpingoecidae
Exons: 5
Coding region: 46-2664 (872 amino acids)
Molecular function (GO): protein binding
Source: RefSeq, a predicted model, not a curated record